UUGACACCAGGUAUGCUUCAGUGUAUUCCAAUCCUAUCUCUUCUUUCCCCGAAACCUGGCCUAUUUAAGCUCCUACAGUCCCCGGCAUAGGCUACGUACCUAGCCAUUUGAUCGCUACCACCGCUGUCCGCUGCUUCCAUUACACUACUGUAAAAGCUCGUAAGAGAAGAAAUAUGGCUCGCGCAGCAGCUGCUAACAUCGUGGUGGUCGCUGUGGUUGCGGCGAUGCUCCUCGCGGCGGCGCACACCGCCGACGCCGCCAUCAGCUGCGGCCAGGUGAACUCUGCCUUGGGACCCUGCCUCACCUACGCGCGUGGCGGCGCUGGCCCGUCCGCAGUCUGCUGCAGCGGCGUCAAGAGACUCGCCGCUGCCACCCAGACCACUGUUGACAGGCGCGCCGCGUGCAACUGCCUCAAGAUGGCCAUCGGCCGCAUGAGCGGGUUCAAGGCUGGCAACAUCGCCAGCAUCCCGUCCAAGUGCGGCGUCAGCGUCCCAUACGCCGUCGGCGCCUCUGUCGACUGCUCCAGGGUCAGCUGAUCUGGAGAAUGCAGAUCACCCGUGGCCGGCGUUUAGCUCGAUCGGUCGACGCCGAUGAGUUAAGGUUACACCUCUAUAAAAUAUACGUGUCUAUACCGAAUAAAUGCUUGGGUCUCCAUGCAUGAUGGGUUGUACGAACGUGUGGUGUCAGGCCCUGCGCGGGGUGUGCAUGCAUGUACGUCGAGCCAGCUCUCGACGGCCACGACUGAAUCGAUGUUUACUCUUUA
Aegilops tauschii subsp. strangulata is the source of this 763-nucleotide messenger RNA. RefSeq names its product non-specific lipid-transfer protein 4.1-like. Gene Ontology annotation, biological process: lipid transport. The record is from RefSeq and is a predicted model, not a curated record. Lineage: Eukaryota; Viridiplantae; Streptophyta; Magnoliopsida; Poales; Poaceae. Gene Ontology annotation, molecular function: lipid binding.